CGUUUGUGCCCGUGUGUGGCUCUGACGGACGUUUUAUGAGAACCACUGUGAGCUUUACCGCACCGCUUGCCUGCAGCGGAGGAGAAUCUAUGUGGUCCACAGCAAAGACUGCUUUUUAAAGGAGACGCGUGCACCAUGGCGGAGUACAACAAGCUGAAGAGCAUGCUUCUGGACAUGCAGCCCAGGACCUCCACGGACGGCCACGCGAACGCCAUGGACCAGAGGAGGAUCCUGGUGGACACGAUGUUCAAGUAUAUAGACAGAAACCAGGACGGCCGUCUGAGCAGCGAGGAGCUGGCGGAGAUCUCCAUAAAGGAGCAUUUAGAAAACAUCUUAUUGGAGUGCACCAUGCAAGACCUCCUGCGUUACGACGAUUACAACAACGACGGUCACCUGACCCUUCAGGAGCUCUACACGGCCUUCCAGGUCGUUCAGCUCAGUCUAGCCGAUGACAGGCGUCUGAGCGUCACAACGGUGACCGUCGGUCUGAGCGCUGUACUGUCCCGCGCCAUUCAGGGCACCCUGAGACCACCCAUCAUCUGGAAGAGGAGCGGCAUCAUCCUCAACUUCCUGGACCUGGAGGAUAUAAACGACUUGGCGAUGACUGGCUCGCUCUACAUCACUAAAGUGACUACGAUUCACAUGGGAACUACACCUGUCACGCAUACGGCUACUGCGAGGAGCUGUCCCAGACCCACGUGCUCCAGGUGA
Molecule: messenger RNA, 711 nt
Organism: Puntigrus tetrazona (Sumatra barb)
Lineage: Eukaryota; Metazoa; Chordata; Actinopteri; Cypriniformes; Cyprinidae
Product: follistatin-related protein 5-like
Exons: 5
Coding region: 136-711 (191 amino acids)
Molecular function (GO): calcium ion binding
Source: RefSeq, a predicted model, not a curated record